AUGACCGACUUCGCCGGUGUCGCCUCGUCAGGGGUCCAGGCCUGUUCCGCCAUCGCGACCUACAUCAGCUCUCUCAAGCAUCGAGAUGAGGAUCUCGCUUCUAUCAACCGACAGGCGCAAGCCCUGGAGUCCGUGUUUCGGGUUCUCAGUCAGUCCCUAGCACAGGACUCCUUGGAUCCUUCGACAUCUUCAGCUGCUGCUCACGUUUCAAGCUCUAUGCAGACGUGCGAAGCUGAGCUCAGCAGCUUAAAGCAGCUGAUAGCACGCUUCUCGGAUAACCUCCCACCCAAUGCGCGCCCGCAAGACAAGAUGCUACAACAAGCUACAAAGUUGAAGUAUCCGCUGCGGAAGCCAGAUAUAGAUCGGUUUCAAGAGUCACUCGGGGUGAUCAAAGAGAACCUCAAUCUAGCUCUCCAAAACCUCGGGCUGCGUUACAGCCAGUUGGCAAUAAGCAAAUUGAGCGAACUUCAAGAAGCAUCUGGGCAGGCAUCACUCAGCCUUGAUGCACUUGUCUCCAAUGUCUCCGCACUGAGGGAUCUUGUUUCUCCUAUUCAAAAGCAAAUGUCUACGAUGCAGGACCUUGUUGAAUCAAUACCGCCUCUCAUCAGCAUGAAAGCGGAUUUGCAGCUCGCUCAAGUCCAAGAGCUCUAUCGGCAGAGUACGCAGUCAAACGAUGCCCUCAGCGGAAGUGUGAGCGGCUUGCAUGCAAAACUAGACGGCUUAGUGGAUCGAUUCCAACAUGGCUUAACAGCAGUGUCAGCAGUGACUGAUGAGCCCGAUCCCCUAAUCUCCGUCUACAGGCUCGUCUCUAAGCAAAGUAACUUGGCGUUGCUGUGUGACAGCCUGAAUAAUCUUAAUGCAACUCCCACCAUCAACCCCCUCCAAAAAGCCCCAACGGUCAAGGCGAGCUCGUGUCCUUGUCGCCAGCGAUCAAUUUACAGGAGUAAGCGAGUCUCGUGGUGGUCAUGGACCUUUUGGGACGCCGAAGUACUCAUGUUUGAGCACUACAAAGGCUGCAAGUACUUCAGAAAAUCUGGUCAUGGGCGGAGCCGGCUCCGACGCCUGAAGCUCGCGGGCUUUCUGAAAACCGCCAUCAUCAUCACCUUUUACACGACUACUGGCGCAGCUCAGUGGGAACGGCUUGCUCUCGCAGCAAUUCGGAAGCUUGAAACUCUCUUCAGAUUGGGUAAAGCGGACGCGAAGGAUGUUGACUCGGACAACCGAUCUCUACUCCAUGCCGCAGCUGAGGUGUCUCGAGGACAUGAUACUUGGCUCCAUAACACUGAAGACGCCUUUUCCUCACCCAUCGCACAAGUGGCUGGAUUUCUUGUUAAGAUGCAGGUACCGGCAUCGCUGCGAGACUUGCGCGGAAACCAGGCAUUCGGGAUUGCGAUGCAUUCGAUACACUUUUCAGUGCCUCUCGCCGCAGCGUUCUACCCAGAAGAUGCAGCCAUCGAUGCUAUAAAGGGACAAGUUUGGAUUGUCUUUGGGGAAAAACCGCAGUGGCUCAACCAUUGUUUGGAAUUCUUUACUACAAUCCCAAGAGUAGCUGAAUUAUAUCACGAUCCUCUAUCAGCGGCGGUCUUGUUAAACGAUCAAGAUCAAACCCACCGUCUUGUACGAAAGCAUCCAGAAUACCUUGAUGAAAUAGGGUACUUUUCGGGUUGGACUCCUCUUCACAUGGCCCUGAACAAUCCAGACUUCGGGGACCAAACGCUUGCCUCUGCCUCGAAGCAUUGCAGAGUCUACUUGGCUAAGUCGCUAUUGCAACGUCGCCAGAGGUUGAAAUCUAUUGCGCUACAAUACCUUUCGCCUCGAGAAAUCAACGGCUUCAAUUUGCGCCGGCCGGCCGUACUUGACAUAUAUGCUAUGCAAGUUGAUGAAAUUCUUCGCCACAGAGGAUAUAUUGAAUUUGGCCCUUUGUCCACAUAUUUCGAGAGAGAAUCAACGUUCAAUGACAACGGGUCCAUCUAUCAUGAACUAUCCACCGUCGAAGAUGCUGAGAUCUACUUCGGCCUGGGGUUCCACGAUAUGUCAGCUCGCCUGGACAAGCCUAUGGAGUCGAGGCCAACUUCUUAUGAGUGGUACCUUGAUAUGAGCCUACCCUUUGUAAAAUGGUUGCUGGAUCAUGAUGCUCCUCUUUACGAAUGGGCAGUGCUUUGGGGUAUUUCCGGGAACGGCCGUAUUGCAGAUGCGUUCAUACUCGCAAUUUUGUGUGGCUGCGGCGCAGGGAACAGAUGUGCAGAGGAAAGCGAUGAAGAGGUGGCGCGUGUGCUUGAAGAGCGAAUGUUAUCCGACCGCUCGGUCGAUGGCUGCCACUGCCUAUGCUCGCCCGGAGGUUGCACCCCGUUUGUGGAAAGGAUGAAGGAAAUGGGGUUGCGGAAUGACGAACUCGAGAUCGCCGCCCGAUUUACUGCGUAUUUAGAAGAGUACGGCAACGCUCUGCAAAGGGAGCACUAUCAGGCUGCGAUACGGUUUACCACCUUCCAAGCUCUCGGAAUCGCGCAUACAUGCAUACGUAUAUCUCAGCCGCGAUAUGUGCAUGAGCUGGUUGCAGAGGAGAUUGAAGAUAUUCAACAUGAGUAUGCCGAGCUAUCAGAGCUACUGGAGCUCUUGGUGGAGGAGUUUGAGGCCCACGCCUUCGAGGCCUUUGAUGCAGCUACGGAUGGACUUGAUAGUAUGAUUGCUUUUUGGGACGGCUACUGGGUUGACAGAAUGGGUGAUGCGAGCAAACCUGCUGCGGAAGAGCUGGGUGUUGUUUGGGUUCCUGAGCCUGACAUAACCCCCUUUGAGUGGCGAGGUUGGGAUUUUUAUUUCAGGUGUAUCGAAGAUAUUGAAUAG
This is a messenger RNA of Trichoderma citrinoviride, 2841 nucleotides long. RefSeq lists its product as hypothetical. The record is from RefSeq and is a predicted model, not a curated record. The coding region runs from base 1 to 2841 and encodes 946 amino acids. Lineage: Eukaryota; Fungi; Ascomycota; Sordariomycetes; Hypocreales; Hypocreaceae. The transcript has 8 exons.